AUGUACAACCAUACUUGCCCAGUGUUUGCUGGUCUCACUUUUACACGACAUUUGUCAUCCAUUACCAAAUUCGAUACAAGAAAGUUUGUUCAAACGUUACAGGAGAAAGGAGGCUUUGACGCAAAACAAGCAGAAGCUGCUGUUGUAGUAGUAAACGGUGCUAUAAAUGAUGGUAUCUAUUCCAUCACAAACAAUUUGGUUACUAAAGAAACACUUUCGUCCAUUGCGUACCAGCAGAAAGUUGACUUUGCCAAGCUUAAAGGUGAACUACAAACGAUGGAUAAAAGCGAAUUUACAACAUUGAAGAAGGACCAGGAAAAACUUCGAACUGAUUUGACAAAUUUGAAAAACAGGUUGAAGGAAGAGAUUACAAAAAAUCAAGCCAGUGUGAGAUUGGACUUGAAUUUGGAGAAAGGAAGAAUCCGUGAAGAAAGUUCACAGAAUGAAUUGAAAAUCGAAGAUACAUUUAGUAGAAUUGAUGAGGAAAUUGCCAAUAUGCAAAUGCAGAUCAAAUCAGUCAAGACCCAGGUUUUGCAAUGGUUAAUGGGUGUAAGUACUGGUACUUUGGCAGUGUUAUUAGCGUUUGGUAGGUUCAUGAUGUAA
Molecule: messenger RNA, 603 nt
Organism: Lodderomyces elongisporus
Lineage: Eukaryota; Fungi; Ascomycota; Pichiomycetes; Serinales; Debaryomycetaceae
Gene: FMP32
Exons: 1
Coding region: 1-603 (200 amino acids)
Biological process (GO): mitochondrial respiratory chain complex IV assembly
Cellular component (GO): mitochondrion
Source: RefSeq, a predicted model, not a curated record